Messenger RNA from Passer domesticus (house sparrow), 3729 nucleotides. It is a transcript of the gene CDR2L, whose product is annotated as cerebellar degeneration related protein 2 like. The record is from RefSeq and is a predicted model, not a curated record. Lineage: Eukaryota; Metazoa; Chordata; Aves; Passeriformes; Passeridae. Bases 461 to 1852 code for a protein of 463 amino acids. The transcript has 5 exons.
CCCCCUUCCCUCUCGCCGGUUUUCUUUGCAGCAUUUCCAUGCUAGAGGUCCCCACCGAGCUGCGGAGCGAGGAUCUGCCUGGCUGCGCCGGGCCCUCUUCCUUCCUUUGUGCAUCCCCCAGCCCUGUGCAAGCCGUGCCCCCCCGCCCCGGCCGCCACGUCCCCGCUGCAUCCCCUCCUCCGGAGCCCCCCCGGCCCUGCAGGCAGGAGGAAGCCGCCCCCCCGGGCACGCAGAGCCGGGGCAGCGGCCAGGCACCGGCUGCCACGUCGUGCCACCUCCUCCUUCCCGGCCCGGUCGGGGCACCGAGGCCGCAUCCCCGCCCGCAUCCCCGCCCGCAUCCCCGCAUCCAUCCCCGCAUCCAUCCCCGCAUCCAUCCCCGCAUCCAUCCCGCUCCGCGCUCCGGAGGCGCUGGGCCCCCCUUCGGCGGAUGCUGCGCGUCUCCCCGGGCCGCUGGUGCUAAAUGCUGAGCGCCGACAGGAUGGAGGAGUUUCAGAGCGAGGAAGAGGAGCCCUGGUACGACCAGCAGGACCUGGAGCAGGACCUACACUUGGCUGCAGAGCUGGGGAAGACACUGCUGGAGCGAAACAAAGAGCUGGAGGACUCCCUGCAGCAGAUGUAUGCCACCAACGAGGAGCAAGUGCAGGAGAUUGAGUACCUGACCAAGCAACUGGAGAUGCUGCGGCAGAUGAACGAGCAGCACGCCAAAGUCUACGAGCAGCUGGACCUGACCGCGCGGGACCUGGAGCUGGCCAACCAGAAGCUCGUGCUGGAAAGCAAGACUUCCCAACAGAAGAUCCAGUGCUUGACAGAAACAAUCGAGGGGCUGCAGAACCAGGUGGAGGAGCUGCAGAAGCAGGUGGAGGAAAUGCGGAGCUUGGAGCAGCUCCGUAUCCGGAGGGAGAAGCGGGAGCGGCGCCGAACCAUCCACACCUUCCCCUGCCUUAAGGAGCUGUGCUCCAGCCCCAGGUACGAGGAUGCAUUCCAGGUCCACAGCUCUUCCACAGAAUUCAACCAGAAGCCGCUGGAGAGGGAGAACGAGCGUCUCCAAGCCAUGGUGAACUCGCUGAGAUCCCAGGUGAACCAGGAGAAGCAGCGGAAGGAGAGGGUGGAGCGCGAGUACACCUCGGUUAUCCAGGAGUACUCGGACCUGGAGCAGCGGGUGUGCGAGAUGGAGAACUGCAAACUGCGCAUCAAGGAGCUGGAGGCAGAGCUCCUGGAGCUGCAGCAGAUGAAACAAGUCAAGAAGUACCUGCUCAGCAGAGAGGACAACCUGUCCGAAGCCCUCCUUGAGCCGCUCAACAACGCCCCAGAAGCAGAUUACAUCGACCUGUCCGAGGAGGAGGGAGGCAAAAGCCACGGGACAUCCAUGACCCCUUCCCCAAACCACCCGGUGCGGAAAAGCUGCAGCGACACGGCGCUGAACGCCAUCGUCACCAAGGACGCCGUGAGCCGGCACGAGGGCAACUACACCCUGCACGCCAACAACGUGCGCAAGCGCGGCAUGUCCAUCCUGCGCGAGGUGGACGAGCAGUACCACGCCCUGCUGGAGAAGUACGAGGAGCUGCUCAGCAAGUGCCGCCAGCACAAGGACAGCGUGCGCCACGCCGGCGUCCAGACCUCCCGGCCCAUCUCCCGCGACAGCUCCUUCAGGGACUUCCGAGGAGAGGGGCACGAGCUGGAGGAGCGGAAAACCAUGGAGAAGACCAUCAGCAAACAUGUGGAGGCCGUGGACAAGCGGCUGGAGCAGAGCCAGCCUGAAUACAAGGCUCUCUUUAAGGAGAUCUUCUCCCGCAUCCAGAAAACAAAAGCAGACAUCAAUGCCACGAAAGUGAAAAACAAGAGCAGCAAAUGAGUCCUGGCUCUCCGCAGCUCCCACGUGCAAUUGCAAGGGCCACAUCUCCUCUUGAGCCCCAGGAAAUGCCACGUGGCCCCUCUGCUUUGAAGGCUCGAGAGGUCUGCAAGUGAGAGAAUGUCACUGGGACCCAGCUCACUUUUUUAAGCUUAGGCUCUGGACAACCCAUUGGGACAAUUGUACAUUGUAGUUAGAGGAUUUCAGAAACCACAUGACGGAUCUCUGCAUGAGUUACUGCCGCUGCCAGACAUCACAACAGCAAUGUAAACCCCACCAUGAAAGAAAAGAAACCAGUCUCCCCCUCCACCCUUUUUCAGCUUGUCCUAUAGCCCAAUUAUCUGCAAGCAAAAGCCUGGAUGUCCUCCAGCAUCCUGCCACAGCUGGAGUACAGCACCUCAAAGUAAAACAAAAAGCCAUCAGAACUUUAGGGGCUGCCCCAGCACAGCAGCCCAAUCCUCCAGUUAGGUUUUAUGGCUGAGAACCUAUGCUUGAACCCAAGAGACUUCUGUCUCUGCCUUCCCCAAAGGGCAGCGUGGUCUUGCUAUUUAAGCCAUUCUCUUAUCAGUCAGGUUUUUCAGCUUUUUACAAUGCAAGCUCAUUGCAACUGGAAAAACUUGAAGAGAAACAUAAGACUGAUUGUUCCAUCUCCAUCAGAGUCGCUCAGUGUUUCAGUCCACACUCUCCAGACCUUGCAGGCAUGUGGGAUUUAUUCACGUUAAGUCUGCUCUGGUAUUUCAACCCAGGUGAAGCACCGUGCCUGGUAGGAAGUCGGUGCCUAGGGCUUUCCCAUGGUGAGACAAGAAGUGCUAUUACAAUAUCAGAGACACAUUUUCAUCUCACGGUCUGGGUAUCAGCUCCCUGUGCUGUGCUCUUCAAAAGGUCAUUGUCCCAUCGUAGCAAAUUCCUUAAAAACAGCUUGCAUGGGCUCAAAACUGACUCCCAGGGACUCACACACAAGCCAGGGGAUGCAGCAUCUCCCAGGUCAGGAGUCUGGCCCUGGCAGUAGCACGGAUCACACAUCACCCCUCACUCCUGCUCCAAACAUCUCCCCAGCCACAAGGACAGAUUUCAGCUUCCUGCUGAAAAUAAUCUUUCUUGUCUGAGACACUGUUGCCUCUCAUGUUCCAGUUCCCUUUCCAGCAUUGAAAUCUCCUCACUUUGGCUUCCACAGACAUGCAAACAUGCAGCCAAAAGGCCUCUGCAGUCUCAGGAAUCACCAGUUUCCAGCUUCCAUGAACUAGAUGAUGACCUUGUACAGUCAGACACGUUUUAGGCAGAGAAGCAGCAUCAAGUUACAGCUUAGGCAACACCCUGAGCUUUGAGCCACAAAACCCAGCAGUUCAGUGUAAGCAACCCACUCUGUAACCCCCUGGAGCAACCAUCAGCUACAUCUGGAUUCUGUUUUCACCAGCUUACAUCCCAAAAUCUUGGGUCAACAGCUGGAACCUUUGCAACAUUGAGAGAAAAAAAUGCGAAUGUGGCUUUGGAAGGGGAAGACUGUGGAAAUGGAAUAAUCCCCUCCAUCCAGGGCUCUGACGCUACAAGGAGUGACCUUUCUUUCACUCCACGUGGAAUUAAUACAGAAACCACCCCCCCCAAACCACCCUCUUUUGUUAAGAUGUACACAGAGGUAAGUUGGCAGGAGUGUGAUGUGCAAACCACCCCUGCUCCAGAGGUCUCCUCCUCAAAACCACCAACUGCUCUUCUCUUCCACACUCUGCAUUUCCAGGUGCCCCACAGCCCCAGAUGCAUCAGGAGCUGCACACACAGCUGUGGCUACCAGCUCUGUAACAGUAUGGAGAACCUUCAUGCCUUAUUUAUUUAUAACGGAAAGCAGUUGUCUAAUAAAAUAAAAUAAAUAAAAAUGAACCAGAACA